GCUUCGGAGCCGCCUAGGCCCCGCCGGGCAGUUUUCUCUGGGAAGUUGGCGUCUGAGCUUGUGAUGGCCGCCGCCGCCGUCGCCAUGGAGACAGAUGAUGCUGCGAAUCGACUUCGGUUUCAGUUGGAGUUGGAAUUUGUGCAGUGUCUAGCCAACCCAAACUACCUGAAUUUUCUUGCCCAAAGAGGUUACUUCAAGGACAAAGCUUUUGUUAAUUAUCUUAAGUACUUGCUGUACUGGAAAGAACCAGAAUAUGCCAAGUAUCUGAAGUACCCUCAGUGUUUACACAUGUUAGAACUCCUCCAGUAUGAACACUUCCGCAAGGAGCUGGUGAAUGCUCAGUGUGCCAAGUUUAUUGAUGAGCAGCAAAUCCUACACUGGCAGCACUACUCCCGGAAGCGUAUGCGCCUGCAGCAAGCCUUGGCCGAGCAACAGCAGCAGAAUACCUCAGGAAAGUAAAGAGCCUCAAACGGACUAGACUCUUGGACAUGUAUAUAAUGUAUUUGUUCUGCACAGUGUACCUACCUCUGUCGUGGCAGCACCUACGAGGUUCAGUGUGCCGUUAAUCGAGCUUUUUAUUGUAAUAGAGAAUUUCUAUUAAACCAGCUUGUUCUA
This is a messenger RNA of Ochotona princeps (American pika), 615 nucleotides long. It is a transcript of the gene MED31, whose product is annotated as mediator complex subunit 31. The record is from RefSeq and is a predicted model, not a curated record. Gene Ontology annotation, cellular component: core mediator complex; mediator complex. NCBI's taxonomy places the organism in Eukaryota, Metazoa, Chordata, Mammalia, Lagomorpha, Ochotonidae. Gene Ontology annotation, biological process: regulation of transcription by RNA polymerase II. Bases 64 to 459 code for a protein of 131 amino acids. Gene Ontology annotation, molecular function: transcription coregulator activity. The transcript has 4 exons.